ACAGCAAAUGCGCUCUUCUUCCCACACUUUCUCUUUCUUUUUAUACUUCAAAACUUUCUAUGCAGAGAAAAUUCCAAAGCUUCUCUUAUGGCGUUUUCCAAAAUUGUAAUCCUCUUCUAUCUCUCUCUCUCCCCUUUUAACGCUUUUUCGGCUUCAUUUACUCCUGCUGACAAUUACCUCAUCAACUGUGGCUCCACCGCUAAUGUCUCCUUCUUCUCCACCCGACUCUUCAUCGGCGACGACGUGAGACCUGGCUCGGGUUUUCUCUCCUCUGACAGAUCCGUUUCGCUUUCUGACAUGAACCCGGAUCCGGGUUCGCUGGUUUUGUACCGCACGGCUCGAGUUUUCCGCGGAGGGUCGUCGUCCGUCUACAAGCUAGGUGUCGCCAAGAACGGUACUCACUUUGUUCGUCUCCAUUUCUCACCGUUUCAAGCUCGAAAUUUUGACUUAAGGUCGGCGAAAUUUCGUGUCCUGGUUAAUGGGUUCCCGGUGCUGAACGGGUUUAGUGCUAAAUCCGUCGUGGUUAAGGAAUUUGUGCUGAAAAUCAAUGACCCGUUUAUGGAGAUUUCGUUUAUUUCGAUGGAGCCAUCUGGGUUUGGGUUCGUCAACGCGAUAGAAGUAUUCUCGGCGCCGAAGGAUUAUAUUAUUGAUCAAGGAACGAAGUUUGUUUCCGCCAAUUUUGUCCAAGAAUUCUGGAACGUGUCGUCCCGAGUUCUGGAGACUGUUCAUAGGAUCAAUGUCGGUGGACUGAAACUGACACCGUUCAACGAUACACUGUGGAGGUCUUGGCUUGUUGAUGAGGACUAUCUUCUGUUGAAAUCAGCUGCGAAACGUGUCGCCACCUCUCAUUCUCCCAACUAUCAGACUGGUGGCGCGACGAGAGAAAUCGCUCCGGACAAUGUUUAUAUGACGGCACAAGAGAUGAAUCGGGACAACAACUCGGAGUUGCAGGCGAGGUUUAACGUCUCUUGGGGUUUCCCUGUUGGUAUUAAGGGUGUUCCACAUUUGGUUCGGUUGCAUUUCUGUGACAUUGUUAGCCCUUCACUCAACCAGCUCUACUUCAAUGUCUUUAUCAAUGAUUACCUUGCUUAUAAGGACGUUGAUCUCUCCACGCUUACGUUUCACGUGCUUGCUUCUCCGGUGUACAUUGAUUUUGUGGCUGAAUCAGAUCGCUCAGGGAUGAUGAAGAUAAGUGUUGGACCAUCUGAUUUGAGUAAUCCAGCAAGGUCCAAUGCCAUACUGAAUGGUGUGGAGAUAAUGAGGGUUCUGAAUCCGGGUGGCUCAAGAGCUGCAACCCGGAAGAAGAACAUCGUCUGGGUUGUGGUUGGCUCGGUGUUUGGAGGUCUUGUGUUCUUGUCUCUGGUCUUCUUGUUCGUUCUUUGUAUAUGCGGACGGAGCAACAAGAAAGAACAUAAAUCCAAACGUUCGGAGAGCACUGGAUGGAUUUCUUACAGUAGAACAUCCGGAGGAACUGGAAAUGGCUACGAUGCUCUGAGAAUCUCGUUUGCUGAAAUACAAUCCGCGACUAACAACUUCGAAAGAAGUCUGGUCAUUGGAAUGGGUGGAUUCGGUAUGGUGUACAGAGCAGUUCUGAGUGACAACACCAAAGUUGCUGUGAAGAGAGGCGUGCCCGGUUCAAGACAGGGCCUGCCAGAAUUUCAUACCGAAAUAACUGUUCUCUCUAAGAUCCGUCACCGCCAUCUUGUUUCCCUUGUCGGGUUUUGCGAAGAACAAUCAGAAAUGAUACUGGUUUAUGAGUACAUGGAAAAGGGACCGCUCAAGAGUCACCUGUAUGGCUCCACAACAAACCCUCCCCUGUCGUGGAAACAACGGCUCGAGAUCUGCAUCGGUGCAGCCAGAGGCCUUCAUUACCUUCACACGGGUUUUGCGCAGGGAAUCAUCCACCGUGACAUCAAAUCCACCAAUAUCUUGCUGGAUGACAACUAUGUGGCCAAAGUUGCGGACUUUGGACUUUCGAGAUCCGGCCCUUGUCUCGACGAGACUCAUGUAAGCACCGGCGUGAAAGGCAGCUUUGGGUAUCUUGAUCCUGAGUACUUCAGGAGACAACAGCUCACUGACAAAUCCGACGUUUACUCAUUCGGGGUCGUUCUCUUUGAAGUUCUUUGCGCCAGACCGGCUGUCCACCCGUUGCUUGCUCGAGAACAAGUGAAUCUUGCGGAAUGGGCAAUGCAGUGGCAAAAGAAAGGCAUGCUCGAUCAAAUCGUCGAUCCAAAUCUCGCAGGGCAGAUCGACCCGAACUCCUUGAAGAAAUUCGGGGAGACUGCAGAGAAGUGUUGUGCAGAUUAUGGCGUGGAUAGGUCGACGAUGGGCGACGUCUUGUGGAACUUAGAACACGUGCUUCAACUUCAGGGGUCUGAGUCUGAAGGCGAGCCUCGAGAAGGUUCUAGAAACAUCGCUGGCUUGGAAUUGGCUCCGUGGGACCCAUCUAGUGGCUCGAACACUGAGAGGGACAAUGCAGAUGGAAGUUCAGACAUAAGCAGCAGUCAAGUGUUCUCUCAAUUAAUGACGAAGGAAGGCAGAUGAAAAAACGGAG
Molecule: messenger RNA, 2554 nt
Organism: Tarenaya hassleriana
Lineage: Eukaryota; Viridiplantae; Streptophyta; Magnoliopsida; Brassicales; Cleomaceae
Product: probable receptor-like protein kinase At5g24010
Exons: 1
Coding region: 88-2544 (818 amino acids)
Biological process (GO): protein autophosphorylation
Cellular component (GO): plasmodesma; plasma membrane
Molecular function (GO): ATP binding; transmembrane receptor protein tyrosine kinase activity
Source: RefSeq, a predicted model, not a curated record